CCCUCGAUACUCUCUCUCUCUUCAUCGACCAUGGCGGAACCCACUCAAUUGACUCGCCACAUUGAGUCAUACAUCGAUUCCUCUUCUACUUCUACUCCCACUCACCAGGCUGCAAGUUUGGACGCAAUUGGAUGUCUCGUAAUCACUGAUGCCUUAACUCUAGAAGCACUGGUGAGAGAAUUGGAUAUGUAUUUGACCACAACAGAUAACGUUAUUCGUGCAAGAGGAAUACUUCUUCUAGCGGAGGUGCUUACUCGUAUCGAAUCAAAACCACUUGCCAGUGCAACUAUACAUAGCUUGGUUGGGUUCUUCAAGGACAGACUGGCAGAUUGGAGAGCAGUACGAGGUGCACUUGUGGGUUGCUUGGCACUGAUAAGGAGAAAAAGUGUUGUGGGUAUGGUUACUGAUAGUGAUGCCAAAGCCAUUGCUCAAUCUUUUUUACAAAACUUGCAAGUUCAAUCUUUAGGACAGUAUGACAGGAAGCUAUGCUUUGAACUGCUUGAUUGCCUGCUAGAACGCUACUCCGAUGUGGUUGCUCCACUGGGGGAGGACCUUAUUUAUGGAAUUUGUGAAGCCAUGGAUUCAGAAAAGGAUCCAGAAUGUUUAAUGCUCGCUUUUCAUAUUGUUGAGUUUUUGGCACGAUUAUAUCCUAAUCCAUCUGGUCUCCUUGCAAGCUUUGCUAGUGAUCUUUUCGAUAUUUUAGAACCGUACUUUCCCAUUCACUUUACGCAUCCAAUUGGUGGGGAUGCUCAUGUGCAAAGAGAUGACCUGUCCAGGGCUUUGAUGUCUGCAUUCUCUUCUACACCUCUUUUUGAGCCAUUUGUCAUUCCUCUGCUUCUUGAGAAACUUUCUUCUUCGCUAAAUUCAGCAAAGAUUGAUUCCUUAAAAUAUCUUAGAGCGUGCUGCUGCAAGUAUGGAGCAGAAAGAAUUGCAAAACAUGCUAAGACUAUUUGGUCUUCAUUAAAAGACACCAUAUAUAAUUAUUUGGAGGAGCCAGAUUUUUCUUUUGCUCUAGCUUCUGUAGAUGGUAUUGACUUCCCAAAGAAUGAAUUUGUAAUAGAGGCUCUGUCCCUCCUUCAGCAGCUUAUCAUGCAAAAUAGCAGUUUGUUAGUUAGCUUGAUAAUUGAUGAUGAGGAUGUCAAUGUUAUUUUCAACAUCAUCGCCUCCUAUGAGAUAUACGAUGCUAUUCCUGUGCAAGAAAAGAAGAAACUACAUGCUAUCGGUCGCAUUCUCUAUAUUACUGCCAAGACUUCCGUUUCUUCUUGCAACACCGUGUUUCAUAGUCUUUUCUCCCGAAUAAUGGAUAAUUUGGGAUUUUCUGUUAGUAAUAUUGAUAGCUCGCCAAAUGGUGAUAUUUUUCCCUCUCAGAAAGUGAAGUCUGGAUUCCUUUAUCUCUGCAUUGAACUGCUUGCAGGAUGCAGGGAACUGAUUGUUGCAUCUGAGGAACAAGCUCUGCAGUAUGUUUUCGAGCAUGAGACAUUUUGCACUAUGCUUCAUAGUUUUUCAACUCCAUUAUCUAAUGCCUUUGGUUCAGUCUUGGCAGUAAGUGCUGACAUAUGCCCCCUUGAUCGAGAUGUAUACAUUGGAGUGAAGGGUUUGCAGUUACUGGCUAUGUUUCGUUUAGAUGUUUUUCCCAUACCAAAAUCAAUAUUUGAGAAUAUUUUGAGGAAGUUCAUGUCAAUUAUCAUAGAGGAUUUCAACAAAACAAUAUUAUGGAAAGCAGCAUUGAAAGCAUUAUUUCAUAUUGGCUCAUUUGUUGAAAAGUUUCAUGAGUCUGAAAAAGCUAUGAGCUACAGGAGUUUUAUUGUCGAAGAAAUUGUGGAAAUGCUGUCUCAUGAUGAUAUUACUCUGCCCUUUUCACUCAAAGUGGAAGCAUUAUCUGAUAUAGGCAUGACUGGAAUGAAAAAUAUGCUGACAAUUCUUCAAGGGUUGGGAGGAGCUGUAUUUGCUAAUCUAUCUGAGGUUCAUGUCCAUAGAAAUUUAAGGUCUUCUGAAACUGCUGUUCAGCUUUUGGAGUGCUUUUCUUGCAAGUUGCUUCCAUGGAUCCAUGAAAAUGGAGGUUCAGAGGAGUUUGUUGUGCAAUUUGCUGUGGAUAUUUGGAGCCAAGCAGGAAAUUGCAUGGACUUCAUAGUCCAAUUUGAGGAAAAGGGUCUUCUUGAUGCAAUAAUGAAAGUGAUGAAACUUUCUGUUGGGAGUUGCUCUGUGGAGAGCCAAAAUAUUAUAAUUCAAAAAGCUUACAGUAUACUAUCAGCACAUACUAACUUUCAGCUUAAUGAAGUGGAAAGAUUACCACUAACUCCUGUAAAAUAUGACAUUCCCCCUAGAGAUGAAGCGAUACUUUCAUUAUUUGCUUCAGUAGUUAUUGCAGUUUGCCCCAAAACACACAUUCCAAAUAUAAAAGUACUUCUGCAUCUGUUUAUAAUAACCCUCCUCAGGGGUGUUGUUCCAGCUGCACAGGCCUUGGGUUCUAUGAUUAACAAAUUCAUUUCAAAACCCAAUGGUGCAGUUGACAUUACCUUGGAAGAAGCUCUGGAUGUUAUAUUCAACACAAAAAUAUGCUUUUCUAGUACUGAUAUGUUGCGGAGAUUUAAUGGAAUAAGUAAUGGGAGUGAAAUGGUUCUUACUGAUUUGUGCCUGGGCAUUGCAAAUGAUAGAUUGCUUCAGAUCAAUGCCAUUUGUGGGCUCUCUUGGAUUGGAAAAGGUUUGCUUCUGCGUGGUCAUGAAAAGAUUAAAGACAUCACUAUGAUUCUUAUCGAGUGCUUAAUAUCAGGCACAAAUAAUGCCUUGCCUUUGAUCCAAGAUUCACUUGAAAAUGCUGAAGAGCAGAAUUGGGAUCCUUUGGCAAUGAAAUGUGCUGCUGAUGCUUUUCAUGUUCUUAUGAGUGAUUCUGAAGUUUGUUUGAACAGAAAAUUCCAUGCCAUAAUACGGCCUCUAUAUAAGCAGCGGUUUUUCUCUUCUAUAAUGCCUAUGUUUCAACAGUUGAUCACAAAAUCUCAUUCUUCGUUCUCCAGAUCUUUUUUGUAUCGAGCUUUUGCACAUAUCAUGUCUGAUACCCCACUUAUUGUUAUACUGAGUGAAGCUAAAAAGCUCAUACCAGUUCUACUGGAUUGCUUGACCAUGUUGACAGAAGAUAUCCAAGAUAAAGAUAUCUUGUAUAGUCUCUUGCUAGUUUUAUCUGGGAUAUUGACUGAGAAAAAUGAGCAAGAAGCUGUAGCUGACAAUGCACAUAUUAUCAUCAAUUGCCUGAUUAAGCUUGUGGACUACCCUCAUAAGACGCUUGUUCGAGAGACAGCUAUUCAAUGUCUUGUUGCCUUGUCUGAGCUGCCCCAUGCGCGUAUCUAUCCUACGAGAACACAGGUACUACGAGCAAUAUCGAAGUCUCUUAAUGAUACAAAGAGAGCUGUUCGCCAUGAAGCUGUCAAAUGUCGGCAAGCAUGGGCGUCAAUUGCAUCCAGGAGUCUUCAUUUCUGAAGUUCAAAACUAACUUCCGAAGCUACUGGAUACGCCUUUGAACAUUGUUUUUUUCUAGUUGAGAUUCUUUCACCAAAAGAAAAAUCUGAAUUUUCAAAAUGGUGGAUGAUAUUACUUGUAAAUACCGAAGAUUGUUAAUCUUAUCUGCGCUGACAUUAAUGUAACCGUCGGUUGAAACAUGGUUUGUUUCUUGGGAGUGUGUAUGAUAGAUGGAAGAAAGAGAG
Gastrolobium bilobum is the source of this 3695-nucleotide messenger RNA. RefSeq names its product MMS19 nucleotide excision repair protein homolog. Gene Ontology annotation, biological process: iron-sulfur cluster assembly. Lineage: Eukaryota; Viridiplantae; Streptophyta; Magnoliopsida; Fabales; Fabaceae. The transcript is spliced from 20 exons. The record is from RefSeq and is a predicted model, not a curated record. Bases 31 to 3471 code for a protein of 1146 amino acids. Gene Ontology annotation, cellular component: cytosolic [4Fe-4S] assembly targeting complex.